Hemiscyllium ocellatum (epaulette shark) is the source of this 2605-nucleotide messenger RNA. RefSeq names its product kinesin-like protein KIF22. Gene Ontology annotation, cellular component: kinesin complex; microtubule. The record is from RefSeq and is a predicted model, not a curated record. Lineage: Eukaryota; Metazoa; Chordata; Chondrichthyes; Orectolobiformes; Hemiscylliidae. Gene Ontology annotation, biological process: microtubule-based movement. Gene Ontology annotation, molecular function: microtubule binding; ATP binding; ATP hydrolysis activity.
GAGGCGGGAGGAGGCUCGUUGUGUUUAAAAUGGCAGCAAACAGUGCAGUUGACAAUGUCUAACCUACCUCCUGCGGAUGUGCAGCCCUUUAGGAAGAUGGCCAGUUCCCAUCACCGCCGGGUGAAGGUGGUGGUCCGGCUCCGACCCUACCAGUCCACAGAGGAUGAGCAGCAGGAGGGCCCCUGUGUGCGUGGCCUAGGCACCCGCUCGCUGGAACUUGUGAACUGGAGGAGCCGGACAGAAUCCAUGCAGUACAACUUCGAUGCUUUUUAUGGUGAUGACACCUCACAGCUGGAAUUCUAUGUGAAUUCAGUGAAACCGAUCCUAUCCCAUGUCCUGAAUGGACAGAAUGCCAGUGUCUUUGCCUAUGGCCCUACGGGAGCAGGUAAGACCCACACCAUGCUGGGCAGUCCCAAACAGCCCGGAGUGGUCCCUCGUUCUCUGCUGGACAUAUUUCGCAUGGUACAGGAGCAGAGUGACCAGCUGUGUGGACCUUCCUGGAGAUUUAAUGUGACCAUGUCCUACUUGGAGAUCUACCAGGAGAAGGUGUUGGAUCUACUGGAGACCACGCACCAAGACUUGGCGAUUCGAGAGGACCAAGACAAGAACAUCUUCGUCCCCGACCUGACACAGCAGCGCAUCACCAGCUUCGUGGAGUUUGAGCAGUUCUUUCUGCCAGCCACACAAAGACGGACCACAGCCAGCACCAAGUUGAAUUGUCGGUCCAGUCGCAGCCACUCUGUGCUCCUGAUUAAGGUGGUGAAAUUGCAGCAAGAGGCACCAUUCCGAGAGCUGACAGGGAAACUCUACCUCAUUGACCUGGCAGGAUCGGAGGAUAAUCGCAGGACCGGGAAUGAAGGUAUCCGGCUAAAGGAGAGUGGGGCCAUCAACAACUCCCUCUUUGUGUUGAGUAAAGUGGUGGAUGCACUGAACCAGGGCUUGUGCAGGAUUCCCUACAGGGACAGCAAGCUAACCCGUCUGCUGCAGGAUUCUCUGGGAGGCACGGCCCACAGUGUAAUGAUAACUAACAUCGCUCCAGAAUACAAGUACUACUUUAACACGCUCACCGCCCUCAACUUUGCUGCCAAAUCCAAGCUGGUGGUCAACCGUCCUUUCACACAGGAAACCAUCCAGCCUAUCGGCAUUUGCCCUUCAAAGCGUUCCUGUGAAGGUUCAUCUUCAAGUUUGCAACAUCCAGCCAAGAGAACAAAAUCAGGAGAGUCUGUGAGUCCUGAUUCCUCGGAGGAGCUGGUGUUUAGCCCCUUCCUGAAGCCGGGAGAAUAUGACCCAGAGGCCUUUGACUCGGACGUGUUGGAACGAAUUUCCAAUCUGGAAAAGAUGCUGCGGAAACACUGCAAGAAUGGUCUUCCAGUACUGGGAACACCCAAAGAGGAACGUCUCCAACUCCUAAAAAAACUGGAGGAGAGUAGGCUUCAGAUAGAGAAACUGGAGCAGAGACAGAAGCAGCUGGAGCAAGUGCUCGCUUUGCAAGGAACGGCAGUGGGACAAACCCCGAGGAAGGAGACCUUGUUGAACAGGAAUCAUCCUGGAGCUCUGUGCAGAGGCUCAGUGGCCAAGCUGAGACAGCAGGCGAUAGUGACACCGCUACAGCGUCUGGAUAACGGUCAGUUACUCAAAACCGGCGACACACUGGUGCUGAAGAGGAGAGAGAAACUGGAUAACAAGGAAUGCAGCAGUGACUUGGAGAAUGAGUUUGAGCUGACCGUGGAUCAUGAACUGACUCAGAGACACAAGGAUUACAUCCUGAACAUUCUCAACACCGGAGACCUGAAGCAGCUGAAGACCCUGCAAAGGGUGGGGGACAAGACUGCCAGGCUCAUCAUGAGCUGGAGGGAACACAAUGGACCUUUCAGUCAGAUCGAGGAGCUGGAGAAGAUUGGGAUGUCAUUGAGAACUCUGUCCACUUUCAUGAGGGCCAACGUGAUGAGCUGUAUGGGGAGGUGAAUACCUGGUGUAGAUGAAGGAUCACCACAUCUUUCCAAGCUGUCUUAAUUGUAUGUGCCGGAGUCUGGUGUGACAGUAGAAGCCUUCAGUUCUCUGUGUGUGUGUGUGUGUGUGUUUCCUCUGCCUGUUCCUACAACAAGCUCCAAAUUCAAACAGGGAGGUCCUGACUGCUCAUGAAGAAACUGUGAUUGAUAACUGUCUUCUGGCAAGUGUGUGCAGUCUGGAGAGUGUGGUGUGUCAAGUGUAUGGUGCUGGAUUAGCACAGCAGUUCAGGCAGCAUCUGAGGAGCAGGAGAGUUCACAUUGAAGAGCUGACGAAGGGCGGGCUUAUGGCCGAGAUGUCAAUUCUCCUCCUGCUCUUUGGGUGCUGCCUGACCUGCGCUUUUCUAGCACCACACUCGACUCUGAUCUCCAGUCCUUGUUCUUCCCUCUGCCUGUGCUGUGUCUGCUUUGUACGGGGUCACAAACCUCCCUCCUGGCCAUUAGCAAUCAGUGUUUCAGAGCUGGCUUCUCCUGUGUUAUUAAAGUAGGAAUCUUGUCAGAAUGGAAUGGAGCUGAGAAUGUAUAUUUCCACCUCAGCUCACAUGUCACUGCUAUUGUAUUUUAACCAUUUGUUUCUUGUCUUUAGCAAAUCCUUUAUU